Rhodamnia argentea is the source of this 1749-nucleotide messenger RNA. RefSeq names its product polyvinylalcohol dehydrogenase-like. The coding region runs from base 43 to 1638 and encodes 531 amino acids. The record is from RefSeq and is a predicted model, not a curated record. The transcript has 4 exons. Lineage: Eukaryota; Viridiplantae; Streptophyta; Magnoliopsida; Myrtales; Myrtaceae.
GAAUCCACCCGAAGGGAAAGGACAUUAGGUUCCUCGAUCUCGAUGGCUCACCUACUUCUUCAGAAAACUUGCUGUAUCUUCUGCAUCUUUGCGAUGGCCACCGUUUGCGUAUUAGACAGUGCAGUCGCCAUGUGGCUAAACCAUGGAGGCGAUUUGAGCAACACGAGAAGUGCUCGAGAAGAGAUGUUGAUCAGCCCGCUGACCGUCCGGGGUUUACAGUUGAGAUGGAAGUUCAUCGCCGGGAAGGAUAUAUCCGCCACCCCGGCGAUAGCCAACGGCUUCGUGUAUUUUCCCUCGUGGAACGGCUACUUGUACGCCGUGAACGCGUUCUCCGGCGAUUUGAUAUGGCAGCAAAACCUAAGCGAGUUGACGGGGCUCAGGGGCACCGGGGUUACAGUGAACGUGACAGUCUCGAGGUCAACCCCUACAAUAGCCGGACCCCUCCUGAUCGUCUCCAUUUAUGGACCUGCAGUCGUUAUCGCCGUAAGCCGAUUUGACGGGAGACUAACGUGGUUGACUCGGCUUGAUCCCCGGCCUCUAGCAGUAAUAACAACCUCUGGAACGGCUUAUAUGAGGGGAUUCUAUGUUGGAGUAUCAUCACUCGAAGUGACCUUACCUGCGGAGCAAUGUUGCACUUUUCGAGGCAGUUUGGCGAAGCUCAGUAUUAGGUCAGGAGCAAUCAUAUGGCAGACCUACACAAUCCCAGACAACGGCGGUAAGCGUGGCGGCUACUCCGGUGCCGCCAUAUGGGGAAGCAGUCCCGCGAUCGAUCCGAGAAGGAGGCUUGUGUACGUAGGCACUGGGAACCUCUACACGGUCCCACAAGCGGUAGCACAAUGCCAAGAGAAGCAAAAUAACCAAACCACGAAGCCAAGUCAACCCGAUCAGUGCAUAGGGCCGGGUGUGAACUUCGAUUCCAUCAUGGCAUUCGACAUCGAAUCGGGGAGGAUCAGAUGGGCGCGACAACUCGGAGGAUAUGACGUGUUUUACUUUGCUUGCUUGGUGCCAAAUAAUCCCGACUGUCCUCCCGGACCGAACUUGGAUGCGGACUUUGGCGAGGCUCCCAUGCUGCUCAGUAUAUCGGCGAAUGGCACCUGGAGAGACAUCGUAGCUGCCGUGCAAAAGAGUGGCUUUGCUUGGGCUCUGGACCGAGACACCGGGGACAUAGUAUGGUUCAAAUUGGCAGGGCCCGGCAGCCUAGAGGGAGGAGGCAUAUGGGGUGCAGCGACGGACGGACAAAGAAUCUACACCAACAUCGCCAACAGCAAUCGAGUGAGAUUCACCCUAGCCCCUUCGACCCAGACUACAACGGCAGGUGCGUGGGUCGCGCUCGACGCAAACACAGGCAACAUACUCUGGUCCACAGCGAACCCAAGCAACGAGAUCGCAUCCGGGCCAGUCUCAGUAGUCAAUGGUGUUGUUUUCGCUGGGUCACCUGCUCCUAAUGGUCCCUUAUACGCGAUGGAGGCAAUGACGGGGAAGAUCUUAUGGUCAUACAACACGGGAGCAACAGUUUAUGGGGGCGUGUCGGCAAGUUACGGGUGCGUCUACCUGGGGAGCGGGUAUAGCGUUAGUACGGCAGCGUUCCAUCCUACUUGGACACCAGGGACUUCCCUCUACGCGCUCUGUCUGGGAUGAGAUACCCAUCCCGCUUUGGGCAAGGACUAGGUUGUUCCAUGCUCAAAAAGUCCAUGGAUAUAGCAGCCAGAAGAAAUAAAAGAAGGGCAUAGUUGCUUUCAAGUUUCAAUU